AUGGAGGCCGCCCAAACUGUUCAUCCUGCCAGAGUCGAGGGACUCGCUGCAUAUAUCCGUCUUUGGUGGACGAGCUCAGCCUUGACGAGUAAAGCGCCGGAUGCCCUGCUCAGAUCGCUGGUGGACCUAAAGGCGCGAACCAAUGUUGGAAUUGUCAGCGAAGGUCAGGAACAGGUUCAGCAAACUCCCUACUUUGACGACGGCGAUGAUGAUGCCGCCGCCGCCGCUGCUCCGGCCGCCGAUGUCACAAUCCAGCACAAAGUUACAAGCGUCCAGACGCCCCUCUCCACUAGUCCGUCAGAACCUCAAGACCCCGAGGCGUUCUUCGGAGAGUCGUCGACCUUCGCCUUCGUCUCCAAGGUUCAAACGACGAAUGCACCGCGACAAGCCCUCACGCCCGCGAAUAAACGCCGCCGCCUAUCGAGUUCGCGAAGUUCUCAGACUCACAGUCUCGAUCCCGGCCUGACUCCCCGAGACUGCGAGGACACGUAUGAACUUCCCUCGAAAGACCUUGCGGACAGCCUUGUGGACCUGUACUUCAACCACGUGCAUCGCCUCUACCCCUUUGUUCACGAGCCGAGCUUCAGAACCCAAUACGAACGAAUGUGGACCAGCGACGGGGAUCACUCUGAGACGAAAGCCACCUGGCUGGCGGUUCUCAAUCUCAUUUUCGUUCAUGGGUGCGAGUUUCACGAUCCCAUCCAAGGGAGAAGUGCCUCACAUUCGGCCACGAGAUUCCUCGGACGGGCUCGAAACAUUGUGUUUGCGCACAUCUUCAAGGAAGGCAAUUUGGAGCUCGUCCAGGCCCUGCUUUUGAUGUGCCACUACCUCCAAGGCACUCUGGAGCUGACUGAAUGCUGGAGCUUGAGCGGACUCAUGAUCAGAACCUCCAUCAGCAUUGGUCUCCAUCUGAACCCUUCCCCUGCCAUGUCCGCCGUCGAAAGAGAAGUCAGAAAACGUGUGUGGUGGGGUUGCUUUGUGAUUGACCGCACCCUGAGCAUGAAAUUUGGCAGGCCACCUUCCAUUCCCACGGGGAAUGCGUCGGAUGUCGAGCUUCCGUUGCCGGUCGACGAUCAAUAUAUCAUGAAUGACUCGAUUACUCCUCGGCAGCCUGCGAAUCGUCCAUCAUUGACGUCCUUCUUCAUUCGGACGAUCAAACUCGCACAUAUCAUUGACAGCGUCCUCCUCAAACUGUACUCUUCGUCGACAAAACCGUGGACUUCGACGGUUCCUUCUCCUGACAAGCAGGAUCACUUCACCGAGAUAUUUGGCCACUCGGUGCUAUUGGACGGGGAACUACUGUCCUGGUGGAAUGGCAAUCCAUCCCAUCUGAAAGACGAGCCUGACUAUCCGGACGGCCCUGAUUUCCAGCGACAGCGUAAUGUCAUGUACAUUCGGUUUCUGAAUGUCCGGCUGUUGCUCCAUCGCCAGUCAUUUCUGAUAUUCAGUCGACAAGAAAUCGAAGACAGUUUCCACAGAGAUGUGGCCAUUGCUUCAUGCAACCGUUGUAUAUUAGCCGCCCGCGAGACUAUCAGGGUCAUCUACUCUCAGUAUCGUCGUGGGCUGCUGAAUUCUCUGUGGUACAAUCUCCACUACGUAUUUACUGCUAUCGGAGUGCUCUUGACGUUACAGACGAUGGAAAGAUGGAAGCUAGAAGCGCUGGGUCAGAUCGGGCUGGACGAAACCCUGGAGCUGGGCAUGGAAUUUUUAAAGGUAGCCAGCAGUACCAGCACGCUGGCAUCGAGGUACCUGAUCCUGCUGGAGCGCAUUCAGACUCAAGCGAGUGGUCGGGAGACUCCCCUUCCCGGCCAGCCCUCCAGUCAAGGCCAUCUGACACAGCAUCAUCCGGAUAAUUCGGACCCGGCAUUGCUGCCGGCAGACAGGACGCCCUUGCAGCGACCACAAGACGAAGGUCAAUUGCUGCUCAGCUCGGAUCUUAUCGACUUUGACGACUUGCUCUUUGGAACUGGUCUUCCGAGGGAUCUUCUUUCAGCUGAUUGGUCCGGCUUUGACCCCCUGUGA
Messenger RNA from Fonsecaea pedrosoi CBS 271.37, 2022 nucleotides. RefSeq lists its product as uncharacterized. Gene Ontology annotation, biological process: positive regulation of transcription from RNA polymerase II promoter by galactose; DNA-templated transcription. Gene Ontology annotation, cellular component: nucleus. The transcript has 4 exons. The record is from RefSeq and is a predicted model, not a curated record. Gene Ontology annotation, molecular function: DNA-binding transcription factor activity, RNA polymerase II-specific; zinc ion binding; RNA polymerase II cis-regulatory region sequence-specific DNA binding. Bases 1 to 2022 code for a protein of 673 amino acids. Lineage: Eukaryota; Fungi; Ascomycota; Eurotiomycetes; Chaetothyriales; Herpotrichiellaceae.